Messenger RNA from Rhinichthys klamathensis goyatoka, 1032 nucleotides. It is a transcript of the gene golph3l, whose product is annotated as golgi phosphoprotein 3-like. Bases 120 to 977 code for a protein of 285 amino acids. Gene Ontology annotation, biological process: Golgi to plasma membrane protein transport; Golgi organization; retrograde vesicle-mediated transport, Golgi to endoplasmic reticulum. NCBI's taxonomy places the organism in Eukaryota, Metazoa, Chordata, Actinopteri, Cypriniformes, Leuciscidae. Gene Ontology annotation, cellular component: trans-Golgi network; cytosol; Golgi cisterna. The record is from RefSeq and is a predicted model, not a curated record. The transcript has 5 exons. Gene Ontology annotation, molecular function: phosphatidylinositol-4-phosphate binding.
AAGCGCACUCGGGCGAGCGCACAGGGAAGUGAACGCAGUCGCGAGACAGAAAUCUUACAUUGGACUGACAUUGUGUUUUUGAUGACAAACUAGCAGAUGCGGUUGUGUUAGCAGGAGGAAUGACCACGUUGACGAAGCGCACCCGGCGUGUGGAGACUCCAGCGGAUGGAGGGAGUAACGCUGAGGAGAGGGAGGAGAAGAAGAGAGACGAGGAGGAAGAAGAGAUCGACACCGACUCCAAAUCACUGAGACUCACACUGAUGGAGGAGAUCCUGCUGCUGGGACUCAAGGAUAAAGAGGGCUACACGUCCUUCUGGAACGACAGCAUCUCGUCGGGUCUGCGCGGGUGUAUUCUGGUGGAGCUAACGCUACGAGGACGAGUUCAUCUGGAGCCGCCGAGCUCACGUCGCAGGAAACUGCUGGACCGCAGGGUGUUGUUCAAGUCGGCGGCUCCCACCGGUGAUGUUCUUCUGGAUGAAGCGCUGAAACACAUCAAGAACACAGAACCACCAGAGGACGUGUCCAGCUGGAUCGAGCUGCUCACAGGCGAGAGCUGGAACCCGCUGAAGCUGCACUAUCAGAUGCGUAACGUGCGCGAGCGUCUGGCGAAGAGUCUGGUGGAGAAGGGCGUGUUGACGACGGAGAAGCAGAACUUCCUGGUGUUCGACAUGACCACACACCCGCUGACGGACGGCGCGGAGAAGCAGCGGCUCGUGCGGCGGCUGCAGGACACACUCCUGGAGCGCUGGACCAACGACCCGCUGCGCAUGAGCCGGCGCGCGCUGGCGCUGGUGCUGCUGGCACACGUGUCCGACGUGCUGGAGAACGCCCUGUCCUCGCUGCCCGACGAGCGCUACGAGCUAGCCAGCACGCGCUCGCGGAGCCUGACCGAGGCCGAGCCGGAGACGGAGAGCGCGCGGGUCACGACCCCGGCCGAGGAGAUGAUCUGGGCCGUUCUGGCCGCGUUCAAGUCCUGAGAACGCAAGCAGCGCCACGACCGCCAGUCUCUCGUGACUCCAGCGCUGACGGGAG